AUGGUUAAAGUUGGUGGCUACAUAUUGGGCGAAUUCGGAAAUUUGAUAGCUGGUGACCAGCGUUCCAGUCCUCAAAUCCAAUUUGAGCUACUGCACUCGAAAUUUCCUUUGUGUAGUAUUGCUACACGAUGUCUUCUUCUUACGACGUAUGUGAAAUUCUGCAACUUGUUCCCGGAAAUAAAACACAUUAUCCAGCAGGCCAGUGUUUCGUUUCAAAUGGUUUACCAGGUCGACCAUAAUUUGAGAAACCCGGAUGCAGAGUUGCAACAACGAGCGAUUGAGUAUCUCCAGUUGAGCAAGGUGGCCACUCCGGAUGUUCUAGCAACGAUUUUGGAAGAAAUGCCACCGUUUGCGGAAAAAGAAAGCAGUCUUCUAGCUAAAUUGAAAAAGAGUAAACCACAAGUAGAGGAAAUGGAAAAUGUUGAGAAAGAGAAGAAGAAUAGGCCAAACGCUACACCUGUUAAGGAUGAUGGAACUGCUUCGCUUGUUGAUUUUUCGCAACCGAAAGAUAAUGGAUCGGGUUCCUUGGUUGAUAUAUUUGGACACCAAUCUUCUGGACAACCUUCAGCACAAGUUUCAUCGAAUACUCAAGGAGAAGACAAGGACAUCGCUAACAAACACGACUAUUUCAAGUUUGUUGUGAAGAAUAAUGGAGUUCUGUACGAAGAUAGUGUUAUCCAAAUUGGUUGCAAGCUUGAAUCUCGAACAAAUCUUGCUCGUCUUGGAAUGUUUUAUGGUAAUAAGACUUCAAAUCAGUUUACUGAUUUCAUUCCUGUAGUUAGUUGUCCAGGAGCGCUUGCUGUUCAACUUCAGGCUCAGGCAAAACCAAUAGAUCCAGUGGUUCAGGCAGGUGCUCAAGUGCAACAAUUAAUUAACUUCGUGGAUAGGGCAGGUCAGACCCAAUGUUUUGAUAAAUUGAUAUACCUACCGCUUUUUAUCAACAAAUUUUUCGAGCCGACAGAAAUGACCUCGGAGCAAUUCUUCGUAAGGUGGAAAGCUUUGGGUCAACCCUCACAGGAGUGUCAAAGAAUUUUCCCCGCGAAGAUGUCAAUGGAUGCGGCAGUAGUUACACAGAAGCUUGUAGGGCUUGGAGCGAAGCUUUUAGCCGGUGUUGAUCCAAAUCCUGACAAUUACGUCUGUGCCGGAAUAAUUCAUACUCAGACACAACAGAUUGGGACCCUAAUUCGUUUGGAACCAAACAAGCAAGCUAAGAUGUACCGACUAACUAUACGAAGCAGCAAGGAUACCGUUUCAGCGUAUCUCGUUAAUGCUCUUGUUGAGCAGUUUUAG
This is a messenger RNA of Angiostrongylus costaricensis, 1290 nucleotides long. The record is from the annotation of a GenBank genome assembly. Lineage: Eukaryota; Metazoa; Nematoda; Chromadorea; Rhabditida; Metastrongylidae.